Lactuca virosa is the source of this 1113-nucleotide messenger RNA. The record is from the annotation of a GenBank genome assembly. NCBI's taxonomy places the organism in Eukaryota, Viridiplantae, Streptophyta, Magnoliopsida, Asterales, Asteraceae.
AUGAACAAAAUUUUGCAAAGUGCUUCCGAAAGAGAGCUUCAGAAACAAAUGGAUAGUGACAUGAUGAUACUAAUAAUGGACACAUCGAACAUGAUCAGGGAGGAGCUUGAAGUUGUUAUGGCGAUGAAAGCCAACGUAAAAAACGUUAUGUUAAGUAGAUCAGCACCCACAUUCGUCGCCUUCAACCAUCGCAAUCGACUGCAAUCAAAUCGUCACCAACCUUCCUUCUGCGACACCAAGCUAAUCGGGAAGAUUAUAAGGAUGAUGAGUGGAACUAUCAGGCGGAAGGCUUUGUCUCUGUGCUCAUCUGCAGUGGCUAAUAAUGCAUUUGGAAGAGGAUCAAAACUAGUACCUGAAAUUCAUCAAGGUGCUCCUGUUUAUUCAAAAGCCUUAAGGGACGUAUCAUCGUUUAAAACUGAUUUUCUAACCCCAAAAUGGGUUAGAUCUUUUUCUUCACACAGUGGGCCCACAGUUUGUGGUGAUAUCAGUGAACCAAUUGCCCAAAUUCAAACAGAUAAGGUAAUGGCACACAAGGCCCCUGGUUAUUUUACUGCAUCUGGUGCUGUGGUUGGAAGUGUUUUAACUGCUCCCAUUGUAAAUGCUCCACAGGCGGCUAAACUAGGGUUGGGUUCAACAGCGACUUCAACUUUCGUACCAAAUCUUGCUCUGUUUUGGCAUAUAAACAAUGGAAUUGAAGAGAUUUUGGCGGAUUAUGUUCACCAUGAGAUGACUCGCAGCUUAGUCUUGGUCUUAAUGAGGCUCUUCCUCAUAGUUGCAGCCAAAGAUGUUUUCGUCGCCACAAAUUGAUACAUUUCCAUAUGGCUGUCACUUUUGUUUUUGAAAAAACCCGAAUAAAGAUUGGUCCUAGAAGUUAGGGAAUCUUGGGCUACUAUCAUCUAUUUAGCUGAUGGAAUGUUUUUGAUUGCUUUUGUUGUUCAUUUGAAGCUUUGCUUUUAGUUUUUCUAAUGCUUUCUCUUUGGCUGUGUUUGUGUUUGUUACAUGGAUAAGGAGAUGGUAUUUAUGUCUUUUGCACAAAUGAUCGAGAGAUUGUGAGUAUGUUUUGUCCCUUCUUUUUGGCUAGACAAAAGAAAAAGUUGCAAUUUUGAACACGAC